AUGGCAGAUUCAUCCUGGACUUGUACAAUGGCAGAAAAACGCAGUGCAAAUGACCCACCUGCAAAUGGGAAAUCGGUGGGGGGUAAUGCAUAUACCAUUGACUUGACUACUUUCAGUCAGCGGUUGCAGGGUCUUUACACUAAUUGGCGUCAACACAAAGAUGAGCUCUGGGGAUCUGCUGAUGCCCUUGCUAUAGCCACACCUCCCCCUUCAGAGGAUUUGCGCUACUUGAAGUCCUCUGCUUUGAAUAUCUGGUUGCUUGGGUAUGAGUUUCCAGAGACAAUUAUGGUUUUCGGAGAUAAGCAUAUUCAUUUUCUGUGCAGCCAAAAGAAGGCAACACUUCUUGAGGUUGUGAAAAGGUCUGCUAAAGAGGCUGUGGGUGCAGAUGUUGUCAUGCAUAUUAAAUCCAAAAGUGAUGAUGGUAGUAUACUAAUGGAUGCCGUGUUUCAUGCUCUUCGUUCUCAGUUAACACCAGAUGGUAGCUCUGCCCCAAUAGUUGGACAUAUUGCUCGAGAAGCUCCAGAAGGUAAAUUAUUGGAGAUGUGGGAUGAUAAGGUAAAGAAUUCAGGCCUCCAGCUUAGUGACAUUACAAAUGGGUUGUCUGAUCUUUUCUCGGUGAAGGAUAAAAAUGAGAUUACAUGUGUAAAGAAAGCUGCAUACUUGUCUGCAUGUGCAAUGAAGAAUUUUGUGGUUCCAAAAGUUGAGAAGGUUAUCGAUGAGGAGAAGAAAGUCACCCAUUCCUUGUUAAUGGAUGACACAGAGAAGGCAAUACUUGACCCGGUGAAGAUUGGUGUCAAACUGAAGGCCGAGAAUGUAGAUAUCUGUUAUCCUCCAAUCUUUCAAAGUGGUGGAACUUUUGAUCUCAGGCCUAGUGCUUCAAGCAACGAUGAAUAUCUAUAUUAUGAUUCUGCCAGUGUUAUCAUUUGUGCCAUUGGAUCAAGAUAUAACAGCUACUGCUCCAACAUAGCCAGAACAUACCUCAUUGAUGCAAAUACGGCGCAGAGCAGGGCCUAUGAAGUUCUUCUUAAGGCCCAUGAGGCUGCAAUUAUUGCAUUGAAACCAGGAAAUAGGGUCAGUGCUGUUUAUCAAGCAGUCCUUGCUGUGGUGGAGAGGGAUGCUCCCGAGCUGCUUCCAAACCUGACAAAAUCUGCAGGUACGGGCAUUGGUUUGGAGUUUCGUGAAUCAGGGUUGAGCCUUAAUGCAAAAAAUGACAGAGUGCUGAAGGCAGGAAUGAUUUUUAAUGUUUCAAUUGGUUUCCAGAAUUUGCAAACUGGGACUAGCAAUCCCAAGAGUCAGAAAUUUUCACUGUUACUUGCAGACACUGUGAUCGUGACAGAUAAUGGUCGUGAAGUUGCAACUUCAGUUAGCUCCAAAGCUGUCAAAGAUGUGGCCUAUUCAUUCAAUGAAGAUGAAGAAGAGGAAGAGCUGCCAAAAGUGAAAUCUGACUCUAAUGUCAAGGACACUUUAUUUUCGAAAGCAACACUUCGGUCAGACAAUGGGGAGUUAUCGAAGGAAGAGCUCAGAAAACAGCACCAGGCUGAACUUGCUCGCCAGAAGAAUGAAGAAACUGCUCGACGCCUUGCUGGUGUAGGAUCUGGAAUUGGGGAUGGGCGUUCUACCAUGAGGUCUGCAAGUGAGCUAGUUGCGUACAAGAGUGUCAAUGAACUACCUCCACCUAGGGAUAUGAUGAUUCAGGUUGACCAGAAGAACGAGGCCAUUCUCCUACCGAUUUAUGGAAGCAUGGUGCCUUUCCAUGUAGCUACUGUGAAGACUGUCUCCAGCCAGCAGGAUACCAAUCGUAAUUGUUAUAUCCGGAUCAUAUUUAAUGUCCCCGGUACUCCCUUCACUCCUCAUGAUACAAACUCUUUGAAAAAUCAGGGGGCUAUCUACUUGAAGGAGGUUUCAUUUCGCUCCAAGGACCCGAGGCACAUAAGUGAAGUGGUGCAACUUAUUAAAACACUUAGACGAAAUGUCAUGGCCAGGGAGUCGGAAAGGGCUGAGAGGGCAACUCUUGUCACUCAGGAAAAACUUGUGCUCGCAGGCAACAAAUUCAAACCAAUUAAGUUACAUGACCUGUGGAUCCGUCCUGCAUUUGGUGGCCGUGCAAGAAAGUUGCCUGGCACACUGGAAGCUCAUGUUAAUGGUUUUAGAUAUUCAACAUCAAGGCCAGACGAACGGGUAGAUAUCAUGUAUGGUAACAUAAAGCAUGCAUUUUUUCAACCAGCUGAUAAAGAGAUGAUUACACUUGUUCACUUUCAUCUCCACAACCACAUUAUGAUUGGAAACAAGAAAACCAAGGAUGCCCAAUUCUAUGUUGAAGUGAUGGAGGCGGUCCAAACAAUUGGAGGUGGAAAGAGAUCUGCUUAUGACCCAGAUGAGAUUGAGGAGGAACAGAGGGAGAGAGAUCGAAAGAACAAAAUCAAUGUGGACUUCCAGAGUUUCGUGAAUCGGGUGAAUGAUCUGUGGGGACAAGCUCAAUUUAAAAGCCUCGACCUGGAGUUUGACCAGCCUCUAAGAGAACUUGGAUUCCAUGGAGUACCGUACAAAGCUUCUGCUUUCAUAGUUCCAACUUCUAGCUGUUUGGUUGAACUGAUAGAGACUCCUUUCCUUGUAAUCACCUUGAGUGAGAUUGAGAUUGUAAAUUUGGAGAGAGUUGGUCUUGGACAGAAGAAUUUCGACAUGGCCAUUGUCUUCAAGGACUUCAAGCGUGAUGUAAUGCGAAUCGAUUCCAUCCCAUCCUCUUCACUUGAUGGCAUUAAGGAAUGGCUCGACACUACAGACAUCAAAUACUAUGAGAGUAGGUUGAAUCUCAAUUGGCGUCCAAUAUUGAAGACCAUCACUGACGAUCCACAGAAAUUUCUAGAGGACGGUGGCUGGGAAUUUCUGAAUCUGGAAGGUACUGACUCAGAUUCAGACAACUCGGAAGACUCAGACCAAGGUUAUGAGCCAUCAGAUGCAGAGCCAGUUUCAGAGUCUGAGGAUGACGACUCAGACAGCGAAUCACUGGUGGAGUCUGAAGACGGAGAGGAAGAAGAUUCAGAGGAAGACUCGGAGGAAGAGAAAGGCAAAACGUGGGAUGAGUUAGAGAGGGAAGCUAGCAAUGCAGACAGGGAGAGGGAUGAAUCAGACAGCGAGGAUGAUAGGAGAAGAAGAAAGGCCAAGGCUUUCGGCAAGUCAAGGGCUGCUCCUAGUGUUGCUGCUGCAUCCAAGCGAAUGAAGUUUAGUCUCCAUCACCGGCUCCACUUACAACCGCCACCCCAAGAAAACCCCACCCAGUUUUCCAGCUUCCAUUCUUCCGUUCUUAGCGGAUUGAUCAUCAUUGGAAAGUCUUUCAAUGCUCGUUGCUAUCCAAAUUUAGGAGUUCAGAUUAUUUUAAAGACUGGUUCAGAAUUCCUACUAUUGCUGCAGAUGACAAUGGAUGAAGUAUUGACUGUAAAGGCUGCAGUUCACAAACUGCAACUCUCUUCUUGA
Fraxinus pennsylvanica is the source of this 3471-nucleotide messenger RNA. Lineage: Eukaryota; Viridiplantae; Streptophyta; Magnoliopsida; Lamiales; Oleaceae. The record is from the annotation of a GenBank genome assembly.